AUGAAACGGCUUAAACUUAUAUUAGUCUCGUUUGUUCCAUCCUUCUGUUUGAUAGUACUAUUACUUGGUCACUCUGACUCUGGAAAGAAGGAACUUUAUUCCUAUUUUAAUAAAGAUUCUCCUAAGGUAGACUUUAUUAGUACGAUUGGCGUAGACUAUGCCGUGAAAAGUGUCAAAAUCGGUUUCAAAUUGGUAAAGGCUCAAAUUUGGGAUACCGCAAGUCAAAACAGAUUUAGAGGACUUUAUAGUUCAUAUUAUCGUAGUGCUGCAGGUGCAUUAUUGAUUUAUGAUGUUACUAAACGGCACACUUUCCAUAACGUCCGUAAUUGGGUUCAUGAUAUGAUGGCAGAUGCUGAUGAAAAUAUCGUGACAUUAUUACUCGGUAACACCAGCACAUGCAAUAAAGAUAAUACUAGAGCGGUAUCAGAGAAAGAAGCUAACAAAUUCGCAGAAGGAAAUGUUACAUUCUUCUCUGAAAUAUCAAUUUUGGAUAACGUUGCGAUUGAAAAUUUAUUCCGAAAUUUUGUGUCAGGUACUUCUAUAGCGUAA
Trichoplax adhaerens is the source of this 549-nucleotide messenger RNA. RefSeq lists its product as uncharacterized. Gene Ontology annotation, cellular component: endosome. Lineage: Eukaryota; Metazoa; Placozoa; Uniplacotomia; Trichoplacea; Trichoplacidae. Gene Ontology annotation, molecular function: GTPase activity; GTP binding. The record is from RefSeq and is a predicted model, not a curated record. The coding region runs from base 1 to 549 and encodes 182 amino acids. The transcript is spliced from 4 exons.